AUGGUAGUAGAACAGACAGGACGACGUUUUAUCUUGUUCCCAGCAUUAUGCGGCGUUAUAAUCCCGGAAGAGCUGCCGUCUUUACUAUCGGUGGCGUAUUCUAACAUUCCGCCUAUAAAGAAAGGCACAGAUUCACGGAUAGGUUUCGGGUUCGCAUUCGGCAACCAUGCGGACUUCCAGGUCAUGCUGGAGCUUGGACCGCAGACCAACACCAUGAAUUUAACCGGCCAACCGUUCCCCAAGAAUGGUAACAGCAACAAUAAGCGGCAGGCGCCUUCGCCACCGCCGGCGAAAAUUAACAAGAACAGGGAAAAGUUCCUACAGACGGACGCGGGGAAAUAUCUCCAAAAUUGGGCUCAAAAAAUGAAAAAUCCUCCAAAACCUGCCAAAAUACCAGAGUCGAGACCCGGUGACGUCAUGAAUCUAGAAGACUCCAUGGUAGAACUAGUCAAGAACGAUAAAGGUGAAUAUGAAAUACACCAGCCGAAACCUGGUCACAUGCCGCAGUAUGUACUGGACAGUCUAAAAAAGUUGUACGGAGAAAAGAAAGAAGAAGCAAAGAAGCUAGUAGAGAAGAAACGAAGUGAGGCAGAGAUAAAGAAGAUAACAGAAGAUUUGUCAGAUGUUGAUUUGGACUGAAUAAAUGGCAUUUUUGUAGUAGAGUA
Molecule: messenger RNA, 665 nt
Organism: Bicyclus anynana (squinting bush brown)
Lineage: Eukaryota; Metazoa; Arthropoda; Insecta; Lepidoptera; Nymphalidae
Exons: 5
Coding region: 1-639 (212 amino acids)
Source: RefSeq, a predicted model, not a curated record